Molecule: messenger RNA, 1423 nt
Organism: Aphanomyces astaci
Lineage: Eukaryota; Oomycota; Saprolegniomycetes; Saprolegniales; Verrucalvaceae
Exons: 5
Coding region: 34-1245 (403 amino acids)
Biological process (GO): transcription elongation by RNA polymerase II; positive regulation of transcription elongation by RNA polymerase II
Cellular component (GO): Cdc73/Paf1 complex
Molecular function (GO): RNA polymerase II complex binding
Source: RefSeq, a predicted model, not a curated record
UUUGAAUUCUACACCACACACAUACACGGCAAAAUGGACGCGCUGGGUCUUGUCCGCGCGGCAGUGAUCGCAAACCGCCCUGUGGAGACGGAAGGCGGAGAAGUGUUGUUGUGCUCCAUCAACAUGGAAACUGGCGUGAAGGAAGUGGACCAUCGGUUCCCGGGGACGUUGAAGACGACGUUCCAUUCCAAGGCGUCGAGCAAGAGCUAUGACUUGAUGGCUGUGGUCACAUGCGUCAAGUACGCGGCGUUGACGUUUCCUGAGUAUGUAGCCAAGACACGUGCAGAAAAGGUAAACAUGGUGUCGACUAUCGACAAGAAGGAGUUGAUGGCGUACCUGCGUGGAGACAUCGAGGAGUCGGUCCAGGUGUAUGACCAAGCGACGGCUGCGUUGGCCCAGAAGCGCAAGGCUGCUGCUGCUGCAGGCGAGCAUUCAUCGCGGCCACUUGACUCGUCCUCGUCUGUUCCUCCUUCGAAAAAAUCAAAGGACGCGAACCACGUAGCCGCGUCGUCGUCGACUGCUGACGUUUUGGGCGAGACGGACACGGAAAACGAGAUCAAGAAGCGCAUCCUCGACAAGGAAUACACACACCGCGAUCGCACGAGCAUGAUGACAACCCCCAAGUCGUUUGACAGCAUGUUGGCGCUGUUCGAGUUGGUGUUGAAGGAAGAACGCGAGCGGUCGAGUGGGUCGGGCAAGGUGACUCUCCUCACGCAGACGUCGACGUUGACUGUUCCAUUGCAUCAAGCCAUGAAGAAGGCGCUUCCAGACAUCCCGAUCAUCGUCGUGCCGGCGGGGGUGUCCGACUUGCUCAGUCUGCUCAACGUCAAGGACUUCUUGGAGGAAGGCCACUUUGUUACGGCGGCGCAGAAGAAGUCGGAGGGCCUUCGCAAGCCCACGUCCGUGACGAUUCAGGUCAAGGAGAGCGAUCAGACGUACACGUUCAAGCUUGUGGACAGCGUGCUUCGGUUCUCCGACCGCGACUGGAAGUGCGUCGUGGGGGUGAUCGUAUCGGGUCAUACGUGGCAGUUUAAAGACUGGCAGUGGCAAUUUCCCCUCGAAGUGUUCAAGCGAGUGUGUGGUAUUCAUAUUUAUUCCCACGGCACGGCCCUGAACCAAGACAUCAAGAAAUGGGAUGUCAAGAUCCUCAUGAUCCACCCGCACAAGCGCCAUCUCGACAAGGUCGCGGCGAGCGAGUUCUGGCGCCACAUGUUUGCCCACCUUCGCCUGCGCAUGAACAGCUAAGGAUAAACCAAAUAUACAUACACUCCAAGGGCACUGCAUGUCAGACUGUGCUAUGCUGUGGCAACGAGCGCACGAAUCGAGCCAGAACAACGAUUGCUGCUUUGAGCAACUCUGUGGCGCCGUGUGGGUUGCUCAGAUCAUGCAUAGCAUGCCAUCACACACAUUGUAAUAAGCUUAG